AUGGAGCAGAUUCUAAGCGGCCCGACGUCGGCUGACGAGCUUAAUAAUGACCAGGGCAAUACACUAAACCUUCCACAGAAUGUUUUACCUUCAGAAGAUGUGCUUGAUCGACCAGAUUUCGAUGCACGUGCGUUCAUUAACCGCAAUUUCCCGGAUGAGCAAAGCUUAGAAAACAUCGGCGACUUUGUUAGCGGACUCCGUGGGCGCAUGAAGGAAUUGGAUGACUCGCUAUCACAGGCAUCACAGGAUCAGAGUCUAGCGGCCCAUCAGGCGCUUAUAGAUUUGAAAGAAGCGAAAAUGGCAACAAAGCAGCUUUUUCAAAAAAUCCAUGAUAUUCGAGAAAAAACGGAGCAGUCAGAGGUCAUGGUGCAAGAGAUUUGUCGCGAUAUCAAGCAGCUCGACUACGCCAAGCGUCACCUGCAGGCUACGCUCACGGCGCUAAAACGACUACACAUGCUGGUCAAUGCGGUGGACCAGCUGGAGUUCAUGUCCUCGCAGCGUAACUACCUUGAGGCUGCUUCUUUACUUGAAGCAGUUAACCAAUUGUUUACACAUUUUGACGGCUACACCAAUGUCAGCAAGAUCGUCGAGCUCCACAAAACAGUAUGCACGCUGCAGGAGGAGCUCGGGGAACAGAUAUUUGCUGACUUUCGAUCCAUUGGACCGAUGGAAUUAUUAGAAGAAAACUUCCCAUCCGAAGAAGAGCGGAAGGCUGUUUUUGCUAACCUCUCGGCGGCAUGUGCAGUCGUAGAUGCGUUGGGCAGGGCGACACGAGAAAAACUUAUCCAUUUGUUUUGCGAUGAGCAGUUGAUGUCGUAUGAAAGACAAUACGGCGAGGGAGGCGAGUGCGCUGGCUUGCAGCAGGCUGAGGCACGAUAUACGUGGUUUUACAAUCUCCUUGCUGCUAUUGAUGAUCGCUUAAACGCUGUGUUUCCGAAGCAUUGGCGAAUAGCCAGGCGAAUUUGCAUUCGUUUUUGCGAGCGCACGCGGACACAUUUACUCGUUCAAAUAGGAGCGCACACUCCGGACGAAAUGAACGUGACGUUAUUGCUUAAAUCACUUCAGCGGACACUCAUGUUCGAGCGUGACGCAGCCCAGAGAUUCGAAGGAGUAGGAGCAGGUGAAGAACAACUGGAACAAACGGAGCUGGACAAGAAUGGCGAGGUCAUUGAUCCUCAUUCUGCGGAAGGUAUAAAGAAAAAAUAUUGCCGAAAAAAGCGUGUAGCUGAUUGUAAGGCACUAGAAGAAGAGAUUAAGAGAAACGGCGAGGUGUCUGGUAACAACAGUCAACAUCUACCGACAAUCCGAGGAUUGAUAUCCCAUUCAUUCGACCCUUUCAUGACGGCGUAUGUUGCACUGGAACGGAAGAACAUGGAACAGAUGAUCAACGAGGUUAUGAACACAGAACUGGUGGAUCGCAAUGGCCAGCUGCCCGUAUUUUCGAGCUCGGUAAACAUGUUUGCCUACAUCCGCAAUUCUAUUAAGCGGUGUACGGCAUUAACGAACGGCCAAACCUUUUUCGAUCUCCAGAACGAGUUCAAAUAUUGCUGUAAGCUUUAUUCGCAACGGCUUCUCGACAAACUUCCUGGUGCCGCGACUGGGUCAACUGGUGGUCUUGAUUCCGCGAGCAGUGGUGCAAACAACAAGGUGAUACUUGGCGACAAGCAGGAAGAAGAGCUUUGUUUUGUAAUUAAUACGGCUGAGUACUGCGCUGAGACACUUCCCUCUUUGGAGGAAGUGAUUCGUGCCACGAUAGAUAAGGCAUUCAGCGAAGCUAUUGAGCUAUCACAAGAAAUCGACACAUUUCAUGAUGUGGGUGCUGCCGCAAUGAAGUGCAUUGUGACUGGAUUGGAAACGUCGUUGGACGAUGAAUUAACUACACUUUACAAAGCAAAUUGGCAGGCGUGGGAAACGGUGGGCGACGAGAGUCUGUACGUGACGCAAUUGGGUGAGAAGCUGCGGGCGUUUGUGCCGGUGUUGCGCCAAAUGCUGUCAGGACUGUAUUUCACAAACUUUUGCGACAAAUUCGCCGCCUCGUUCGUGCCCAAGAUCUUGCAGGCAGUGAUGAAGUGCCGAAAGGUGAAUCAGGUGGCGACUCAGCAGCUGCUUUUAGACGUGUACGCGCUCAAGACGCUCUUCCUCCAGUUACCAGUGCUAAACAAGAACGCGUCCUCAUCCCCGUUGACGAGCACGAUGACAAUAUCCUCACGCUACACGAAGUUUGUUAUGAACGAAAUUGCAAAGGUGGAAAGUGUACUGAAGCUGAUUGGCACGCCGAACGAAAUGCUGGUCGAAAGUUUCAAGAUCAUGUGGCCCGAUGGUACGGCGGAAGAUUUGCAAAGCAUUAUGAGCAUGAAAGGGCUCAAGAAGAGUGAGCAGACGGGGUACUUAGAGACGCUGGGCAUGCAACGCAAACCCGCGGGAAAGAUCGCCGAAAUGGAAGGCAAGAUGAGCGACAUGACGGAAAAUUGGAGGAAAAAUAUGCAGAACCUGGCCAAGGUGCCGUUUGCCUUUACGGCAGGCAUGAACACCAACGCGCAACACCAGAGCUAG
Peronospora farinosa is the source of this 2553-nucleotide messenger RNA. Lineage: Eukaryota; Oomycota; Peronosporomycetes; Peronosporales; Peronosporaceae. The record is from the annotation of a GenBank genome assembly.